AUGAGACGAUUUUCUAGCCACCGAAGGUCUCGAGCUCCUUCGAGUAAAGAACCGUCUUCCCCUCCACCACAGACCACUGUUAACUAUUCCCUUUCUCGUACCACAUCUUCUACUCCACAUCCACGUAGUUCACAGGAAGUUCCCCGUAGGCCGAAUACCUCUGCGAGCCAAUUCUCAUCUACUUCAUACAGCGGUAGUCUCUCUGCAACAAACCUUUCCCAUCCAUCAAGGCAACGCCGUCGUACCAGCACGGCGUCAGGCCGUAAAUCCCGGUCAACCUCAUCUGUGUGGGGUUCAGAACCUCACGAAAUCGUCUGUGCAGUCACCGAGGCCCGAGGCGUAUCUCCAACUGUUGGCCUUGCCUUCAUUAAUAUUACCACAAACGAGGCUAUCCUAAGCCAGAUAUGUGACUCGCAGUUCUAUGUUAAGACUAUUCAUAAAAUUCAGAUACAUGAGCCAUCUACAAUAUUAAUCGUCAAUACAGCUUUUCCGCCUAACCCCAAAUCUAGCCUUCUCGCCAUCAUCGAGGAAGAACUUCCAGAUGCCUCAGUCGAGCCACUGGAUCGCAAGUACUGGUCUGAGAAUGCCGGCCUUGAAUUUAUUCAGACACUGGCAUUUAGACAAGAUUUGGAAGCUAUCAAAGUGGCUAUCGAGGGCAACUUUUACGCAACUUGUUCAUUUGCUGCAGCAGUCAAGUAUAUCGAGCUGUCUUGUCGCGUAUCUAUCAUGUCCCAUUCGCUUCGGGUGAAAUACCAGCCUUCGGAAAAUACAAUGAUGAUCGACAUUUCUACUAUUCAUUCCCUUGAACUUAUACAGAACCUCCAGGACGCAAAGUCGAAGGAUUGCCUUUUCGGGCUCUUAAACGAGACCCUUACCCCUAUGGGUUCGAGAAUGUUACGAAGCAACAUACUUCAGCCCUCCUGUCAGAUCGAUAACACGCUUAUUCCUCGCUACGAUGCAUUAGAUGAGCUCACAGUGAAAGAAGAUAUGUUCUUUGAAAUACGGAAAGCCCUUAAAGGAUUUGUAGACGUGGAGAAACUACUGACUAUGCUUGUGUUUGUGCCUAAUCAAUCGUCAAUUCACGCUUCAGAGCAGGCUAUCAAUAAUAUUCUUGGAAUCAAAGCCUUCAUCACAGCCGUUCCUUCUAUAUAUGAGGCACUAGGAGCAGCACGUACGGAUCUACUAACUAGAAUACGCGAAAUCUGUCGCCUUGAGCUAAUUCGACCUGCUAUGGAUCUCAUUGCAGCUACCAUUAAUGAGGAUGCGGUAGCGACAAAGUCACCUCUUGAUAUGAGGAAUCAGAGAACAUAUGCUGUUAAAUCUGGAGUGCAUGGACUAUUGGAUGUUGCUCGUCAAACAUACAAAGAGGCGACAGUCGAUGUCCACCAGCACGUUGAAAACAUCAACAGGGAACACGACAUCACAGCGGAAUUGAAGUUUGACGCCAACCGGAAGUAUUGGUUACAGCUUAGGCAAAGCGAUUUUGAAGAUCGAACAAUUCCAGAAGUUCUCAUAAACAGGGUUCGCAAGGGAGCUUGGAUUCAAUGCCAAACUCUCAUCUUAAUCCAGUUCAACCAUCGUAUCACAGAUUCACAUAACGAAGCAAUUAUGCUUAGCGACAAGGUUAUUCAGGAGCUUCUAGAAGCUAUCCGAGGACAUAUACCAAAUCUCUUUCGUGUCUGCGAAAGUAUUGCUCUAUUGGAUAUGAUUGCAGCAUUUGGCCAAUCUGCUACUACUCGAGACUAUGUCAGGCCUGAAAUUGGUAGUGCAUUGGCCCUCAAAGGAGCAAGACAUCCCAUUUGCGAGCGGGUGAAUCCAGAACGAUUUGUACCCAAUGAUGUCUUCGCAAACGAACAACACCGCUUUCAAAUAAUCACCGGCUGCAACAUGAGCGGCAAGAGCACUUAUAUCAGAAUGAUCGCUCUACUGCAAGUGAUGGCUCAAGUGGGCUGCUUUGUGCCUGCCCAGUAUGCAGCUUUUACGGUGAUCCAACAACUUUUCGUACGGAUGUCCACAGAUGAUAGUAUUGAAGCUAAUAUGUCAACAUUCUCACUUGAAAUGCGAGAAAUGGCAUUUAUAUUAAGGAAUAUCAAUGGAAAAAGCCUCGCAAUUAUCGAUGAGCUUGGGCGCGGAACUAGCACAAGGGAUGGGCUUGCGAUAGCAUUGGCUAUAUCCGAGGCAUUGAUUCAAAGCAAUUCUCUCAUAUGGUUCUCGACUCACUUUCAACAGCUUACGAAAGUAUUGGGGAAUAGACUAGGAGUCUUGAAUCUGCAUCUUGCUACCGAAAUCUACGAGACGGACGGCGGCAAUCCGAAAAUGACCAUGCUAUAUAAAAUCACUUCGGGACAGGUCCAAGAAGAGCAUUAUGGUUUGAAUCUUGCACGUGCGAUCGGGUUCCCAGAAAGAUUCAUUGGAAUUGCUGAGGAUGUCUCGAAGACGCUUGCAGAGAGUAUCGAAAGAAAGAAGCAAAACUCACAGUCACGAAAGCUGCUUCAGCGUCGAAAGUUGAUCUUGAAUUUACACGAUACACUUCUUCAACUGCAAGAGUCAGAUAUGGAUGACGCCGCACUUGGGAGUUAUCUUAAGCGACUUCAAACAGAAUUCGUCUCAAGGAUGGACGAAAUCGAGCGCACUGUAGCAACAGAUAAAAAGGAAUCUUGCAACACGAUUGAGAUAUUAGAUGAAAGUAAUUGA
This is a messenger RNA of Daldinia vernicosa, 2694 nucleotides long. RefSeq names its product muts domain V-domain-containing protein. Lineage: Eukaryota; Fungi; Ascomycota; Sordariomycetes; Xylariales; Hypoxylaceae. The record is from RefSeq and is a predicted model, not a curated record. Gene Ontology annotation, molecular function: ATP-dependent DNA damage sensor activity; mismatched DNA binding; ATP binding. Bases 1 to 2694 code for a protein of 897 amino acids. Gene Ontology annotation, cellular component: nucleus. The transcript has 9 exons. Gene Ontology annotation, biological process: reciprocal meiotic recombination; mismatch repair.